This is a messenger RNA of Physcomitrium patens, 2203 nucleotides long. RefSeq names its product putative protein phosphatase 2C 55. Gene Ontology annotation, biological process: protein dephosphorylation. The record is from RefSeq and is a predicted model, not a curated record. Gene Ontology annotation, molecular function: protein serine/threonine phosphatase activity. Lineage: Eukaryota; Viridiplantae; Streptophyta; Bryopsida; Funariales; Funariaceae.
UGAGUCAUUCGGAUUCUCCUCUCUUCCUGUGCUUGUGCGCAAUCUUCCAAUACUGUGCAUGUGUGUGUGUGUGUCGUCAUUGCGCCGUGUUGGGCUGCAAUUGUGGAAUUUGUGUUCUCCAGGUAUUGGUCCUUUCCACUCCGUUGUCUGCGUGAGUUCGUCUCGCAGAGAUUGCAGCUGGCGAUCGUUGAGGCAUUUCAGUAACCAAGGCAAUGUCGGCGUAAAGAGAUUUUGGUUCAAGGGGAAAAUUUGAAAAUAUUUAGAGCUGUGGAAAGACUAUGAACAACACCUGUUGCAAUCCAACCAUGUCAGUGGUGGGCGUGCGAGCAGCUGCUUUAGGAAGUCGAGGUUUAUUGUUCUGUCAAAGCCAAUGCAAAUUCGUGCUUGGGAUCAAGGGCUCCUCUCUCCCUCAUUAUGCUCGGUCCGUGUUGCCCCAUCCUCAUAGGCCGACUCAGAAGAGUUCUCGGCUUCCUUCGCUACUCACAGUGAAGUGUGCGUCACAUGAUCCGUUUCCGCCAGCCACUACGUUUGUUCUUCUGAACACCAAAGAGUGUGCAGAUGGCAGCAUCAUGUUCAACUUUGGUUCAACUGAACAACAGACCUCUAAUGCACAAUCAAGUGAAACAAACAUUGCUGAAGUUAAUAGUUCAGACUCUGGAGACGUGAAGGCUAGUGUGAAUAUAAGCCGCAACGAGAGUGUCGUGGGCAACUCCGCAGCAGGUGCAGAGGAUUCGUCUGACAUCGAGGAUGUACCAGAUGCAGCAAGCUUGAGUGAUUUAGUUCAUGGUGCCGAGGAACUCGCAGAAGAGCUGAAUAAGGAGGACGAUGAACUGAAGGCAGAAGCAUCAAGAAUUAAAGAACAGCGCCAGUCGGAAAUAGCAGACAAGGCAGGAGCUAAAAGCAACGGGUCGUCAAAUGCAGUUGCCCCAACCAGCAGUGAUGGCUCUGAUUCGUCGGAUACCGGAAUCAAAGAAGGGAUUCCGAAUCACGAUGUGAUGUUCAAUUCUGCAGCUGCUAUGAUUCCUCAUCCGGAGAAGGCUAGUAUCGGAGGAGAAGAUGCGUACUUCAUAGAUGGAACGAGGUGGGUGGGAGUAGCUGAUGGUGUUGGUGGUUGGGCUCUUAGUGGAGUCAAUGCUGGAGAUUAUGCUCGGGAGCUUAUGUGGAACUGUGCGGAGAGGGCUCGCAAAGUUGGAAGUGAGUCCGACCCCAAAUCAGUUCUUAUUUAUGCUGCUAAGCGAACGAAGUCCAAAGGCACUGCAGCGACAUUGAUUGCUUCACUAUACGACCAGACGCUUCGAGUAGCCAACGUCGGUGAUAGUGGGUUUGUGGUGGUGCGGGAUUCUACCGUCGUAGCAAGAUCAGAACCUAUGAUCCGGGGGUUCAACUUCCCCUAUCAAAUCGGUACCGACGGAGAUGACCCAGAGAUGGCCGAGGUUUACGAUAUCAAAGUGCAGAAAAAUGAUGUAGUAAUUCUAGGCUCAGAUGGUAUUUGGGACAAUCUAUUUGAGCAACAGGUGAUCGAGAUUGUUGAUUCUGUUCACACGGCUGGCGGUGGACCAGAGAUUUUAGCGAAACAGUUGGUGACAAUGGCAAACAAAUUGGGACAAAGGAAGCAGGGAAUGAGUCCAUUUGCAGCAGCAGCACAUGCGGCUGGGUACACUAGUUAUUUUGGAGGAAAGCUGGACGACAGCACAGCUGUUGUAGCGUACGUGACCUGAGGCGACAGGCCAUCUUAUCUAAAUUUUUUUCAUGAUGCUUCCCUCUCUUGUACAUCUAUCACCAUCAUUUGCCAAGGGCUGAAUACCUCAAAAUGCUGUUUAGAUUGCCCUGUACGCAUCUCUAAUCUCUGCAUUUUUCUGAUGAUGCGUAAUCUCCUCUACACAUUUUCCCGGAGUUGCUGCAAGUAUCCAGCAUAAAGAGUUUCAUUGGUGUAAUUAGAUGCAGGACUAACUUUUGAGUGAACUGCAUCUAGGUAGUACAGAAGAUGCGUGUUGUAGCCUAAGCUUUAGUGUAAUUCUCUUACUAGAAUUAUUGGUUGUCAGCUGCAGGUUUGGUAUCUCAUCUUUUGUUAUCACAAGUGCCUCAAGUAGUUCCAGUGAUUCUUUUUCAAAAAAUAUUUGUCUUGAUUUUCGAAUGACGUUAUUCCGUUGUUGUUCAUCAAUAAUUAGCCUACUUUCUCUUAAUGAUCAAAACAUUUUAAAAA